Molecule: messenger RNA, 425 nt
Organism: Oppiella nova
Lineage: Eukaryota; Metazoa; Arthropoda; Arachnida; Sarcoptiformes; Oppiidae
Source: the annotation of a GenBank genome assembly
CUAUAUUCAACUAAACUGUACUAAAAAAUUGUUAUAUUUAUUGCUCAACAAAAACUACCUGUCCGUCAAUGACUGAUAAUAACUGGUCAACGUAUUUCACUGCAUUCCUACUAAUAAUACCGGUGCUGCUCACGGGAACAGGAGCUACAAACGGGCGGUCAUUAUGUCUAAACACGGUAUUUGACGCGCGGGACAACGUUUUGGUAACAUAUCAGAACCACACCGUAUGGCUGACCGAUAUGAGUGCUGGCGAUCGACCAAUACUGGUGGGCACCGCAUACUUCCCGGAAGUCCGUCGCAUAGACGCCGCCCUACUUAUCAACGACACUACCGGCCCCUGCAAUGAGUUAGGCGCUCCAUGCCUGUCCCUCUAUCUCAUCGAUGGUAAACUCUAUCAUAAUCCCUGUCCUCACUAUACUACUUAA